GAGAACACGAACUCUGGGGAAAGGGAGCCAAGCGUGAGUGAAAUCGCUCCGAACGUGCUGGAGAAAGCUGAGGAGGGGCGCGUCCGGGCUGGAGAGAGCAAGGAGAGCUGUGGUCCUCAGCCUCGUGAUGCUGGAGAGCCCGGUGGGGUCGCCGCGCUGAAGCAGCAGAUUGCUGCUCUGGAGGAGCAGCUGGGCAAGAAGAAAGAAGAGCUCGAGCAGAUCAGAGUAGUGCUGGAGCAGCAGGAUCAUGAGAUCAAGGAGAAGGAGAAAAGCAUUAGGUUACUGGCCAGCUCCAAAGCUCAGCUGGAAGAGAAGCUGUGCCGGGAAAACACUGAAGAGGCCAAGGUGCCGUCCAGGCAGAGCGGCGGGGCUUUGCAGUGCUACGAUGCGGCGGUGAACACCGACCUCUCGCAGGUAACUGGGGCCAAGCGAGCCCAUGAUAAAGGCAUCAAUGUAAAUAUCCCAGUCUCCACCAAAUCCAUAGGAUGCAGCGUCCACAGAGCAGACAAUGCGAAUGCGCAGGCGAUGGAGCUGGGUGCUCGGAGAGAUCAGGGACUGGCAGACACUUGCACCGGACCUGGACAUUUUGGUGAAGCCAACAUUGAGGCUGGUCUUCACGCACCAUGCUUCACCCAACUGAAGAUCGAUGAGCACCUCAGCGAUGACAAUCAAAAUCACAGGAACAACUACAACACCCAGAGCCUCGCUGCUCACGCAGUGACUGCAGAAAGCUAUCAAGAAACAAGAAUUGGCUCAAACACAGGAGAAAACAAGGCAGGCUUUGGCCAAGAUAAACCUCGAGAUGGGCUGGAAGAGGAAGGUCCCCCUGACCGCGAGGAUCUGCCUGCUGUUGACCCCAUCAGCCAAUACGUGAAAAAAAUCCAGGAGCUUUUGCAGGAGCAGUGGCUGUGUUUGGAGCACGGCUACCCUGAGUUAGCGAGCGCCAUUAAACAGCCGGCCUCCAAGCUCAGCUCCAUUCAGAACCAAUUAGUUAAUUCCUUAAACUCAUUGCUGUCUGCCUACUCUACACAAGGGCCCACAGAUAAGGAGAAUUCGAACACACAUUAUCAACAGUUGGAAAUCUCUCCAACCACAAGUCUUAAGUCUAUCAUGAAAAAGAAGGGUUAUGGUUUCCAUGCAGGGGGCAAUGGGACCAAAAAGAAUCUUCAGUUUGUUGGGGUAAAUGGUGGCUAUGAAACGACUUCAAGCGAAGACACAAGUUGCGAAGACAGCUCAUCGGAUGGGGAUGUGGAGAGCGAGACGGAGAGAAGAGCUGAUGAUUUGGAGACCACGCAAGGAAGAGCUGGAGGUGAAAGUGAGGGGGCUUUGUCGGGGACCUCCUCACAGGAGAGACGUGAGGACAAUGACCUGCAGGAGUCAUCGGCAGAAGCAGCAGCUUGGACUCAGCACAAGGCUGACAGAUGCAAACCCUCUGAAGAUUUCCUUGCUGACUGCCAGCUACUCAGCAAGCACCUCUCAGAAAUCAGGACCACAAGCGACAAGCAUUUGCGGCACGUCCUGAGCACAGUCUGCCAGGAGUGGUUCCGGGUGUCAAGCCGCAAGUCUUCCAGCCCAGAGGUGGUUGCAGUGUAUCUCAAGGCGCUGGGGGCCAUCCAGCCCCAGCUCCUGGCGAUGGUGGUGAACCUGGCCGACAGGAACGGCAACACAGCUCUUCACUACAGCGUUUCCCACUCCAACUUCCUGAUUGCAAAGCUCCUGCUAGACACAGGCGUGUGCCGCCUGGACCUGCAGAACC
Messenger RNA from Phaethon lepturus (White-tailed tropicbird), 1756 nucleotides. It is a transcript of the gene KANK4, whose product is annotated as KN motif and ankyrin repeat domains 4. The record is from RefSeq and is a predicted model, not a curated record. The annotation marks the transcript as partial. Lineage: Eukaryota; Metazoa; Chordata; Aves; Phaethontiformes; Phaethontidae. The transcript has 6 exons. Gene Ontology annotation, cellular component: cytoskeleton; cytoplasm. Gene Ontology annotation, molecular function: protein binding. Gene Ontology annotation, biological process: negative regulation of actin filament polymerization.